AAAUCAAAGUGUUUAUUAUUUACGCCCUCAAAGUGUACAGUAGGGGUGGAUGUUAGCUAGAUCUGCCAGUGUGGGAUAUCGCCAUGACAGAGCUGGAAGAGAGCCAUCAGUUCACUGCAGAAGAUGAAGAAGAGAAGGCAGAGCGGGCGAAAGAGUUUCUGAGCACUCUGAACAGAAAGAGACCGUCCAGGAAACGCUACAAUGUUGGAGCUAGAGUGUCCACAGGUGGUGGUUUAGAUCGCUCUGCACAAUUCACUGCAAGUAGCUCCGCAUUCGAGGCGAGUGCUGCUCCGUUUGGUAACCCCUUCACGACCAGUGUCUCCCCCAGUAAUGUCUCCGUAGAUGGGGCACAUUUGGGAACUGUGGGAGGCGAUUCAAUAUUCAGAGAGAUUAACGAAAAAGAUAGCCUCUCAAAGGUUCGUAACUGUCUUGAGAACACCAUCCCCCAGCCGAUACGCAACUCCCUCCUCCCCCCUCGCACUGCGGCCGGUUGGCGAAGGUUUCUCUUUGUCCACUUGCCCGUCCUCCAUUGGCUGUGGCUAUAUAAACCCAAGCAGAUAAUCGGUGACCUCAUUGCUGGGAUCACUAUAGGAGUCACUCACAUACCCCAAGGUAUUGGUUUUGCACUGCUGGCUUUCCUGCCCCCUGUGUAUGGCCUCUACUCGUCCUUUGUUCCCGUCAUUGUCUACUCGAUCUUGGGUACCUCCAAACACAUCUCAGUGGGCACAUUCCCUGUAGUAGCGCUAAUGGUUGGUAAUGCUAUCACUCGCCUCACUAACGACCUCCCUGAGUGCAUGACCAACUCCACACUUAUGGAGGGCAUGAUGGACAACAGCACUGAUGACCCGUGUGCACUCAGUGACUGUGAUAGCUUGAGGGUGGAGAUUGCAGUCACCAUUAGUCUAAUGGUCGGAAUACUCAUGAUCGUCAUGAGUCUACUAAGGUUUGGGUUCAUCACCCUCUUUCUCUCCGAUGCUCUUGUCAGUGGCUACACAGCUGCUGCAGCCUUUACCAUCUUCAUCACUCAAGUGGCGGCCAUCUUCGGGCUGAACCCUGAGCAAGCAGCUCUGCCAGCUGGGAUGCCUUUCUUUACAACUCCUCAGAGGGUGAUUACGUACAGUCGUCUGAUUUUCACGGGACAGUUGAACUGGGCAGCUGUCAUCACGUCCAUAGUUUGCAUCCUGAUACUAAUAGGACUAGAUUUUAUCAACUCAUUGCUACGGAAGCACGUCAGAGUUAUCCCCCUUCAUAUUCCGGCACAGUUGGUCGUGGUUAUUCUGGCAACUGGGGUGUCGUAUGGUGCUAUGCUCAAUGAAAGGUUCGAGUUGCCAAUCAUCAACAACCUAGGAGGAAUACCAUUAGGGUUGUGUUUUGGAGUGACUCUGCCCAAUGGGAAUCUGCUGACUAGUAUAAUAUCCGAUGCCUUUGUUAUAGCGAUAAUCAGCUUUGUCAUCAACAUCUCUCAAGCCAAACUACUAGCCAAGAAGAACAGCUACACUGUCCAUCCUGACCAGGAAUUUCUGGCAUACGGUUCAAUGAAUCUUGUUGGAGCUUUCUUUGGCAGUUUCCCGACAGCUGGUGCUCUGAGUCGGACUGUGCUACAAGAUGCUACUGGGGGCAACACACAAAUGGUCGGAUUUAUAUCGUCAGUGAUCGUCUUUCUCGUUAUAGAGUUCCUUGGCUCACUGUUUGGGCGACUGCCAAAUGCUGCCCUUGCUGCUAUUGUGGUCGUAGCUCUAAAGGGACUUUAUCUACAAGUACGGGACAUUUACAAGUACUUCAAGCUCUCCUGGGCUGAUAUGUUGGUUUGGAUAGUGGUGUUUGUGGCGACCCUUGUUAUUGGUUUGGACCUUGGUCUGGGCCUGGGGGUGUUGUUCAGUCUCCUGGUGAUUAUCGUACGGACCAUCUUACCUUACUCCCCUCAACUUGGUGAGACAGGGGCGUGGUAUUACCCUCCGGAGGAAAAACUGGCCAACGAUGAUUUCGAUGAAGAAGAGCUGAAGGUAUAUCGUAUUCCCAAGAUCUACAUAUUCCAGUUCAACGCCCCCCUCUACUUUGCCAACUCUGGAGUGUUCAGAUCUCGACUCUACCUCGAGACUACGAUCAACCCCAGUGAACUCAGUGACCCGAAGCAGGGGUGCAUUCAGCAGGGCUGUUUGAAGCUGUGCAAGUGUUGCAGUCGGAGCCAAGUCUCAGAACGAUCAAUCAUCAGUCAAAUGGAUGAUGAAGAUUCAAGUCACUAUAUCAGAUUUGAAGAGAGCAAGCAGUCUCUGCUGUCCAGUACUGAUAGUGAAGAGGAUGAGUUCCCCUACCACACUAUAGUCAUAGACUGUGCACCCAUUGUGUUCGUGGACUCCAUGGGAGCCAACAUCCUGGAACAGAUGGUGAGGGAGUACGACUCGUGUGGUGUGCAGGUACUCCUCUCUGCACCCACCACCCCAGUGUGUGUGGCACUCAAGAACCACGGCUUCUUCAACAGGUUCAGCAGCGAGAGACUGUUCCCCUCCGUCGCAACAGCUGUCAAAUACGCUCGUGAUGGAAACAGAGUGCCUGAGUUGGAGCAGACAGAUGAGCAGGACAUCUCCUUGGCAACAAACCUUGAGAGACAGCUGCUCUAUACGGCACGACCCAGUCUCAUCGACACUAAACCCAUUGAACUCGACCAUCGUGGGAGGUCUCACUCCGUUAGACACACCGUUAGGGAGAGAAAAGAAACGGAGACUGAACUAUGAUCUUUUUAGCUUUUUUAGUUUUUUAUGUCAGUGAGGCAGUUUAUCUAUUUAUAUAGUGCAUCUCUGACAGUGCAUAUAACUUUUGGGUUGUUUUUUG
Messenger RNA from Halichondria panicea, 2829 nucleotides. RefSeq names its product prestin-like. Gene Ontology annotation, molecular function: secondary active sulfate transmembrane transporter activity; bicarbonate transmembrane transporter activity; oxalate transmembrane transporter activity. The record is from RefSeq and is a predicted model, not a curated record. Bases 84 to 2732 code for a protein of 882 amino acids. Gene Ontology annotation, cellular component: plasma membrane. Lineage: Eukaryota; Metazoa; Porifera; Demospongiae; Suberitida; Halichondriidae. Gene Ontology annotation, biological process: transmembrane transport. The transcript has 18 exons.